Molecule: messenger RNA, 3035 nt
Organism: Fopius arisanus
Lineage: Eukaryota; Metazoa; Arthropoda; Insecta; Hymenoptera; Braconidae
Gene: rt
Product: Protein O-mannosyltransferase rt
Exons: 2
Coding region: 19-2343 (774 amino acids)
Biological process (GO): protein O-linked glycosylation via mannose
Cellular component (GO): endoplasmic reticulum; membrane
Molecular function (GO): dolichyl-phosphate-mannose-protein mannosyltransferase activity
Source: RefSeq, a predicted model, not a curated record
CUCAGUGGAAUUCAGGCCAUGGAGGUGAGGAAUAGGAAAAAUCGAGUGCUGGAAGCCAAGGGGAGUAUCAAGGAGAUUCAGGAAUUUGGGGUGAUCCAGGAAGAUGUCAAGACCGCGUGUACAGAGAGGACUGGGGGAGGACAGAUCCCCCAAAAUGGGGUUCUUCCACAGCCCCAGGAGUUCUCCCCGAAGAGGAUCAUCGUAAGUCUCGAGUUUGACGUAGUGGCGCUUCUGCUGCUGCUCACAGGAAUCCUGACAAGGCUCUACCGUCUGGAAGACCCAAGGAGCAUUGUCUUCGACGAGCUCCACUACGGCAAGUACGUCGGCCUCUACAUGAAACGAACCUUCUUCUUCGAUUCGCACCCGCCCCUGGGUAAACAGCUGAUCGCAGCGGUUGCGUACCUCUCUGGUUUCGACGGUGACUUCAAGUUCGACCGAAUCGGCAGUCUCUAUGCGGAUUCAGUCCCUUUAUUCGCCCUGAGGAUUGUUCCAGCCCUCUUCGGUAGCUUCAUUCUACCCACAGUUUACCACCUAGCCCUGGAGCUGGGAAUGAGACCCUGGAGUGCAGCAAUCGCAGGUCUCAUGCUUCUUCUGGAUAAUGCCUUCCUCACACAAUCUCGAUUCAUCCUGAUGGAGAGCAUUCUCAUCGAAUUCUCCCUCUUCGGGCUCUUUUGUACUUUAAAAUUCCGAAAGAUCAUGGACGACCCCAGGAGGUUGUCCUGGUGGAUCUGGCUGACCCUCGCAAUCUCCUCGCUGACAUGCGCCCUCUGUGUGAAAUACGUUGGAGUGUAUUCUCUUAUUCUCGCCCUGGUGAUCAUUACUCAGGAUUAUUGGAGCCUCCUAGCAAGAAAAACCCUCUCAAACGCAGUGCUGUGGGGACAUCUCUUCGCCCGCCUCUUCAUCAUCACCCUGGCCUUCACGACAAUUUAUUUAGGAGUCUUCUACAUCCACCUGUCACUCCUCACGCGGGCAGGACCGCACGACGCAGUGAUGACGUCAGCCUUCCAGGCGAGUCUCGAGGGUGGCCUUGCUAGCAUUACGAAGGGACAGCCCUUGGAGGUGGCCCACGGCUCCCAGAUAACCCUGAGACAUACAUUUGGAAGGGCCUGCUGGCUCCACAGCCACAACGCAGUCUACCCUCUGAGAUAUCCCGAUGGUAGAGGCAGCUCUCACCAGCAGCAGGUCACCUGCUACUCCUUUAAGGACGUCAACAACUGGUGGAUCGUCAAAAGACCCGACGUAACCGAUCUAGUCGUCACAAGGCCCAUUGUUCCCCUGAAACACGGGGAUGUCGUCCAGCUGGUGCACGGCAUCACCUCCAGGGCACUCAAUUCUCACGAUGUCGCUGCACCGAUGACACCCCAGAGCCAGGAGAUCUCAUGCUACGUCGACUACAACGUCUCAAUGCCAGCCCAGAAUCUCUGGAAAAUUGAGAUUGUCAACAGGGAUCAGUCUGGAGACGUGUGGUACGCUAUCCAGAGUCAAGUGAGGCUCAUCCACGUGGGCACUGAGUACGCUCUCAAGUUCAGUGGGAGACAACUACCAGACUGGGGAUUUAAUCAGCACGAGGUGGUGGCUGAGAGAUUCGUCGAGCAGAAUGACGCUGUCUGGAAUGUCGAAGAGCACAGGUACACGAAGAGUGAAGACCAGAAGCAGAGGGAGAGAGAGCUGCUCAAUGCCGAGAUGAUUCCUCUCAAGGCCACAAAACUCAGCUUCUGGCAAAAAUUCAUCGAGCUCCAGGUAAAAAUGUUGUUUGGGGGACAGGAGAAUCAGAAUAGUCAUAUGUACGCCAGUGGACCGACUGAGUGGCCCCUCAUGACCAGGGGAAUUGCAUACUGGGUCGCCACUGACAGCAAUGCUCAGGUACAUCUCCUGGGGAAUGUCGUUGUAUGGUAUUCAGGGACAGCUGCUGUUAUUCUUUAUGUUGGGAUACUCAUGGGGUACCUCACGAGACGACGGAGACGUUGCUUUGACAUCGGCGAUGACGAGUGGAGGAGAUUCAUUAAUCUCGGGCAGGUACUACUCGCUGGAUACGCUCUUCAUUAUCUUCCUUUCUUCUUCGUGGAGAGGACUCUCUUCCUUCAUCAUUAUCUACAUGCCUUUGUGUUCAAGGCUUUGCUCACUGCUGGGCUCAUCGAUCAUGGGUACUUCGUGGUCAGGGGAAAUUGUCGAGGUGUUGUACUCUCGGUGAUGAGACUGAUUAUUGUUAUUUGGGUUGGGUGGAUCGUCUAUGUUUUCAGGAAGUUCUCGGUUUUGAGUUAUGGAAUGAGUCCUCUCAGUGCUAAAGACGUCAUGAGACUCAGGUGGAGUGACACCUGGGAUUUCAUCGUUCAUAAAACGUGAAAUUAUUUUUCGGGGAGGCAAGUGCUUCGAAUUUUUUUACAUCGAUAUCUGAGCCUUCGAUCAUAUUGAUGUUAAUAAGUUUAAUUGGCACAGUGCAGACUCAUUAAUCAUUGCUCGUCCACUGACGUCGAGUAUUCGAUGGGUUUUUAGGAUUACAGAAAAACGCAAGUGAUUUUUCACUUCGUAUUCGAGUGAUAUUCGAUAUAUUCGAUAUAUUCGAUAAUCAAAUCGCACACUGUUGUUAGCACUGGACAAUUUAGAUUUAUCUAUGUAUUUUUUAAUAAUUCUUUUUACAAGACCAACUCUCACAUUAUAAUAUACAUUGUACUAAUUAUCGCAUAGAAUUCAGCUUCAGGCAAAUUGCCACAGUAAUUUUUCAUCUCUCCAUUUGUGCAUGGACAUUUUUUUAUUUAAUUCCUGUAUUAGAGUUUACGAGAUUGUUUGUCUUUUGUUGAUUUACAUGUGCACAAUUUUUUAUUCUGCAGACCAGUUGAAUCAAGUUUUUAUGGGUAUUUUUUAUCGAUAUAAAUAUGUAAGAACAUUGCCAGUUAAUUCCAUGGAAGGUCAAGGUGAGAAAUGGAAAUAUGUCGUUGUAUUUUUGGAAAUUUACAGAGCUGUUAUGUCGCAGAUAUAUUUUUUAGAAUGAUGUGGAAGAUUUUAUCGUGAGAAUAAAUGAUAUUACUGUGAGUCUA